This is a messenger RNA of Rana temporaria (common frog), 1254 nucleotides long. RefSeq names its product Fc receptor-like protein 3. Bases 143 to 1240 code for a protein of 365 amino acids. Gene Ontology annotation, molecular function: transmembrane signaling receptor activity. The record is from RefSeq and is a predicted model, not a curated record. Lineage: Eukaryota; Metazoa; Chordata; Amphibia; Anura; Ranidae. The transcript has 9 exons. Gene Ontology annotation, biological process: cell surface receptor signaling pathway.
GCUGCCAGAGUUUAGUUUCGUUUCACGUUUCUCUCCUCACUACUUCAGGACCAAUCGAGGUACAAAGCUGACUGAGACUACAUGGCAAGUUUGCAUCUGUUUUUCUGUCAGCAGCAUUCUGGGUCUUGAUUAAGGCGCUACCAUGCGUGUCGCAGUGAUGAUGGUACUUGUCUGGGCUACUUGGGAACCAGUUGGUGGCCUGGCUGGAUCCAAAAAGCAUGGAAACAGAAGCACACAAGGUGAAGUGGUUCCAAAGGCAGAAGGAGCUGCAACAAAGCCAGAUGUGAUUUUCACUCCAGAAUGGAACAAGAUCUUUACAGGAGAUUCUAUAACAAUGAGCUGUGAUAUAAAGUCUACAGUAGAUGAGACCUAUGUCUGGUACAAGGAUGAUAAAUGGACACAUCUAGGGAAGAGUUAUACAAUUCAACAAGCCCAGCCAUCAGACAUUGGAAGAUACCAGUGUCAGACAAAUAUCAGCGACAAAAGUGACUCUGUCACAUUGGACGUUCUAAAUAACUAUGUCAUACUACAGGCUCCUCUGUACAUUUUUGAAGGGGAUGACAUCACACUGAGAUGUAGCCAUUAUCCUGGAUAUUUUCCCGGGGAGACUAUAUUUUACAAGGAUGAUAAUGUCAUUCAAGACUGGGGUCAUGAAUCUGAGCUAUUUAUUGAAAAUGUAUUCAUGAAGUCUGUUUGGAGAUACAAAUGCACAAAGCAGGUCUACCAUGAUCUAAUAUAUUAUCAGUACUCAGAUGAGGUGAUCCUUUCUGUUCAAGCGCUGUUCACAACUCCAGUUCUAACACUAAUCACAGAAGGUGAUGCUAGGAUCCUGAUAUGCGAAACAAGUCUUAGUCCGCUUAGACAGACAACAGAACUGCAGUUUGCUUUUUACAGAGAUGGAAGUAAUGUUCAGGCAUAUAGCCUCAUUAAUAGAUAUACAGUUUCAUCUAAUUGGCUGAAAGGUUCUGGGAGUUACACAUGUCAAGUAAGGACUUCAACUAACACAGUGGAGAAAACUAGCUUGCCAAUUAAAAUUGCCGACACCAUGACAGGGGCAUUUAGCUUUAUACUUCCUGUGACUUUAGCGGUCUUGUUUCUGCUCUUUGCCAUCUUCGUAUUCUUUCUGUACAGAAUAAUACGCCGUUAUUUUUCUGCUGGCACCCAACAAAAUGAAGCUCAACCGUUUCUGGUUCAACCUCCUGGAUAUCAAGCGGCAGACUACACUGUGAUUGAUAAGUAGAUUCUUAUGACCGG